GGAUAAUUGACAAUUUGAGCUGUUGAACCCCAUCCCUCCCCUUACAGCCUCACAACAUCUCAACACUGGCUCUCUGAUGUCCUGCAGUGGUCCAUUUCAUCCAUCACCUAGAGCUGGACAACAGACGCGAUGGAUACCUUGAGUGUACCACCAAGUCUGUAGCGCAGCUGGAGGUGACGGAUGAACAAGACCACAGUUGCGAGGCGACAUCACAUCAUCAGGUCAUGGAAACCCCCCGCCCCAUCUCAUUUCAGUCCACCCAGCGAGAUGUACACCACCGCCGCCACAGAUGCCGCCAACGCUCUUCGCCCAUGUCCGCAGCAAUGAAACAGAUCUGAUGGAUGCUCUGCGUGCAUCAUCAGGUCUGUGUAAUGGCUGUGGACACGGCAGAACGAGACACUGACCACAUCAAGUGGGCGCAACAACUGACAGAAACUGGGCAGCCGACACCCUGCUCUGCUCACUACUCAGGAAAAUGCGUCAUUGACCGGCUGGCUGGCCGACUGGCUGUUGGCAAAAUGAGAGCUUCAAAACUGUAGGAAACGCUAUGCACAUCACACAACCAUCUCCCUCCCUCCCUGCCUCCUCUACACACACUCACAUACAUGCACUGCACACCAUCGGUUGGUCGGGUCAGCCUCCCUUCUCGACCGACGCCUCAUCCAGUGCACGGCGCCAAUCCUUUGCCACACACACACACACACACAGAGAGAGAGAGAGAGAGGCAUUCAGGCAGGGCGACAGAGAGAGAGAGAGAUGCACACCACCAGUUGGGCGUGUUCUCGCGCCCACACUCACCUCACCUGCCAUUUGUCGAUUCUGGGUCGGUCGUCGAAUCGCUUGUUGUACGGCUGUGUGAAGAAGACGUGUCGCCAGAUGGGCUCCAUGAGGCCGUCCACCACCGUGGGUUUGUCGUCGAACAGAAUGUCGCCCCGGAUGAGCGUCUUGUCUCUGGUGAGUAUGAGGCGCUGCUUCCACUCGACGCCCAGCUGGUCCACAACCCACUGCACCUUCUCGUACGCGCACAGGUCCGUGCAGUUGGGAUCUACACAUACAACAUGGCCGUCCGGCCGAUCAGUGCACUGCACCCCUAUAUGCCUUCACAUACCUACCGGGUGCAGACACGAGGAAGACGUCAUGCCCCUCGCUGAGCAUCUCCUUGACGGCCUCGAUGCCGUAGUCGUUGGGCCUCAUGGUCCGCCAGAACCCCGCCACCCCUGUGAUGGCCUCGACGGUGUCGAAGUGCUCAGGCGGAAAGUCCUUGGCGUGGUGCCACUGCUGCCGCUGGUGGGGCUGCAGCAGGGGCACCUCGGGGUGGUGGAUCUUCAUGUGGCGGUUGAAGCUGCGGAACACAACACACACGUGCCCAUGCGUGAAGACGCCAGUGAUCACUUGUGUGAUUGUAAGGAUCUUCCCACGCACCUUUCCUCCCAAUCGACGAGGGUGUUGUCCAUGUCCACCAGAAUGGUCUUCUUCGUCCUCGUCGACGCAGCGCCGCCGUUCAUCAGACCAGUAAGCGGCAAUGCAGCAAAAGCCGCCCGGAUGCACAGAGUGUCAGCAGAUCCAGAUAGUAUCGCUGGAAUGCAGCUGCAUGCACUCACCAAGACCCAGAGAAUGCUCAUCCAACUCUCCCACCGCAU
Vitrella brassicaformis is the source of this 1640-nucleotide messenger RNA. NCBI's taxonomy places the organism in Eukaryota, Vitrellaceae. The record is from the annotation of a GenBank genome assembly.